AUGAGCAGCGAGCUCGGGAUGCUAUCGAUGAGAAACGAGUUCGGGACGCUAUCGCUGAGAAACGAGCUCGGGACGCUAUCGCUGAGCAGCGAGCGCAGCAUACCCAGAGGACAGCGACUCCAAAACAGCAGCAGCAACGACAGCGAUGACAGUGACGACAGCGACAACAAAGAUCCCGACGGAGAGGCUGACGGAGAGGAUGAUGAAGAGGGGGAGAAUGAUGACACUGUCAAGAGCUCGCAGGAGUUUGGUUGGGGGGAGGCCAGCCGGUGCCAGAAGAACAUCCAGGAUGCACUACCUUCGCAACCUCCAGUCGCUCGUCCACUCACACCUGAAUUUGAAUUCCAGUAUUCACGUGAUGAAGAUGAUGUUGUUGCCCUGACGAGCCUUGAUAAAACCUCCCGGAAUGAAAGCUCUCAGGGCCCUCAGGACAUCUCACCAGGCCUACAGCGGCAACAGUCCCAACACAUUGAGACCAUUACCUUGAAGCCCAAGGAUGUAUUGCAGCGCCACCAUGAGAAAAACAGAAAGCCCCGUCUUCCUGACCCUGACUCCCUCAAGCUGCUAAAUCAAGAAACCGAGUCUAGCGUUCAGCCAUCAAGAGCCAAAAGGUCCAAGGCAUCGGGUAGUGGGCCAACACCCGAUCAACUAUCUUGGUAUGGCCCGCGCUGGAAGCGUUUUCUGGAGGAUGCCAAAGCGGAAUGUCGCCUGCAACAUGCCCUGGAGAAUCCGUUUCCAGCCUUGGUGAAGAACCUACCAGGAUCAAUCACCGAAGUUCUUAUCGCAACGUUGGUUAUGUGGGAUAGGAACGGUGAACAAUUUGAAGCUGGGGUUUGGCCUGAGCAAAAAAUUAAUAUGUCUUGGUUGUCUGUACUGAAGCUGUACGACGAUCUUUCAACUUGGCGAUCAGACUUGAAGAAAACUGCCAUAAGCAUUGCCACCACUAUCAUAUUCGCUCAUUCCCCCGCUUUUGCUGCUGGUUUAAUCAAAGAAUCGCUAUUCUUACGGUUUGGGGUGGACGAAAUGGGGAAAACGCGAAAUUUUGCCCAUCCCGCCCUUCGUGAGGUUGCCAUCGCAUUCUUUUACACAGGGCCAUAUCGAAUCACGCAAAGGAUGCCAGAGAUCUUCCGUAUGGAAUUGCCACUCUCGUGUUUGGCUUUGGUUGCCGCAGUGUUCAAUUGCGUCCUCGACGGUCUUGCGAAAAACGGACAUGGAAAAUCAUACCCGAAUUUUUCAAGCAAGGACUACAGCCCUAUUUACAAUCGGAUGCUCGUAUUUCUCAAAGAUAUCCUUGGAGACGCGUAUCAUGGUCCGAGGCUGGCCGCGGCAUUGAAUCUCGAAGGAGUUGUUGAGGCGAAGCACGACCACCUGCAAAUUCUUCUCGACUAG
Messenger RNA from Suillus subalutaceus, 1389 nucleotides. RefSeq lists its product as uncharacterized. Lineage: Eukaryota; Fungi; Basidiomycota; Agaricomycetes; Boletales; Suillaceae. The transcript has 12 exons. The record is from RefSeq and is a predicted model, not a curated record. The coding region runs from base 1 to 1389 and encodes 462 amino acids.